AACAGAAGAUCCUGAACCGUGGGCAAAGGUUGGAGAAGUCUGUCUUCCCAAGGUAGGACCAGGCGUCGCUUGAUACGAUUUGCAAUUCUUUGAUGUUGGAAGUCGGUGGAGGCUCGGCGAUUGCUUGACGCCGCCCGGCCUCCGGUCUUCUUCGGAUGACGUUUUAGUCUGGAAAGUUAGAGGAAGGACGUUUUGCUGCAAUUUGGCCUUAUAACUGUCAUCUCCUGCUUGCAAGUGGACAAGGAGGGUCGGCAGCCUGGCAGAAGGGCGCCCCUUCCCCUCCAGCUGUGCAUGAUCAUAACAGAGAGAAAAGCCCCAUAGAUCUCAGUGGAGCUUCUGAACGGUCGGAUUGAACGACUUCAGUGUGGGGGGAGAGAUUGUUUAAGAUGCAGAGAUACAACUAGAGAGAGAAAAGGGAGGGUAAGUAACUUUUUUCAAGAAAUGCUUGGCUAGACCCGAUUCCAUACUCGUUUCCUGCCAUAAGAAAUGAAAUAGCGCGCUAUUUCCUUCGAUCUUCCCUCCCUGUGUUGUCUCCCUUGUGCCUCUUUCCUGCUGAAGCCUUCCGGAUAGGGACCUCUUCCCGCACCCAUUGUAAGGUGUGGUGGGGGGUGAAGGGUGCUCGAUGCAUCAGGAAUAAGUGGAGAAUCGGAGGGCGAGAUUACGAUGUUGGGUGAGAAAUCAGGAUCAAGUCUGAGCUCUUUUACGCAUGUCAGCACAGCAGCGAAUCCCAUUGAAUUCAAUGGCGCUUGCUCCUUGCCCUGGCCUGGACCAACUUGCCCCGCCUCACCCUUGAACUCCCCCGUCCUCCCGCCAGCAAGAGCAGGGGUAGGGGCGCCGCGUUGCAGAAGGUAGGUAUAGAGGAUGGCGUCCCCCGCUUGGCUUCUGCGCUAAGCGGUGCAGGGCGGAGGGUGGCGCGCUCUAUGCUGCUUUCCCGUGACCGGGCAGCGGGGAGAGCGGCAGAAGCCGAGUUUGGGGGGGUGGGUCUGAAAGUUGGGGGGUGCUAAUGCUGGCGAGAAGAGGCCGCACGGAGAAGCGAGGGCGGUGCUGGGCAGGGGACGCGGGGAGCCGGCUAGGCUCAAGCGGGCUGCUCUUCCCCGUUUUCCCCGCGGCCUUCGCGUUCCCUUCCUCUUUGCUGGAUGAUCCCGACGGGCCUCGGCGGCAGGGCCCUCCGCCGACAAGGAAGGCGGCGGCGGCGGCGCGAUUCGGCUCGGCUGAAGCAGGAGUCCCGCCAUGGCGGAGACGGAGAGCGGCGGCGGCGGCUCGGUGCACGCGACUCGCUUCGAGGCGGCCGUGAAGGUGAUCCAGAGCCUGCCCAAAAAUGGUUCUUUCCAGCCAACAAAUGAAAUGAUGUUGAAGUUCUAUAGCUUUUAUAAGCAAGCAACUCAAGGACCUUGUAAUAGUUCAAGACCUGGAUUUUGGGAUCCCAUUGGUAGAUAUAAAUGGGAUGCGUGGAGUGCUUUAGGCAAUAUGCCCAAAGAAGAUGCUAUGAUUGCAUAUGUUGAAGAAAUGAAAAAGAUUCUUGAAACGAUGCCAAUGACAGACAAGGUUGAGGAACUGCUACAUGUUUUAGGCCCAUUUUACGAAAUUGUAGAGGAUAAAAGAAAUAGAGGAUCUGACCUAAUCGCAGAUCCUUGCAAUGCUGUAACUUCUGUGCCCGCUGUGAAUGGAAAAUCAGAAAACAAUGACAGUGGAGCAGAAUCAGAGGAAGAACCACAUCAGGAAGAGAUAACAGACGUCCCACAGAUUGAUAAAGGGGUUUCAGAAGCUGAAGAUGUGAAACAAAAUUCAUCUCCUGAUAAGGAUUUAGACAGCAUUGUUAUUAAUGGCUGUUGUAAUGAUGUUUCUAAUGUUGACGCAAGCAAUGGCACACAGACUAAAUCUGCUCUGAAUGGCAUCAAUGUGGAUGAAGAAAUAAAGGCAAGAGACAAGUCCCUUGAGUUACCAGUCAUAUCUAACUCGGAUUCUUCUCAUCAAGGUCUAAAUGAAGACGCUACUGAAGUCUCUGGAAUACAACUCUUGACAAGUGAUUCAGAUAGUGAAAUAUACUGUGAUUCAAUGGAGCAAUUUGGACAAGAAGAGAUCCUGGAAAUCAGUUCACCAACCAAAGAAUUUUCCAGACUUCCAUUUGUUUUCUCAGAAGUAGAUCAUAAUAAUCUCUUAGAAACUUCUGGUUUUCUUGAACUUGGAAACCACAAAGCGGAAGGUAUAAAGGAAGCUGCAACUGAAGGAAAGGGUGAAGUCAAGUGCGGCGGUGAAGAUGGCAAGGCAAAUGAUGGAGGCCCUCAAAAAGAGAAGAAAAGUGGUGAAAAGGUUGACUUCUAUGGAAUUCGAAGGGGAAGAGGACAUAGGAUGUAUCCUUUAGGAGAUGGUGCCCAAGGUGGACAGAUGGGCAGUGGAGGAGAUGGAGAACGAUGGGGUUCAGACAGAGGACCACGGAGCUCUCUCAAUGAACAAAUUGCAGUCGUACUCAUACGAUUGCAAGAAGAUAUGCAGAACAUUCUUCAGAGAUUACAUGCACUUGAGACACUCACAACUUCACAGGCAACCCUACAUUCAGAUAAUCAGCCUGACUUACCUGUUAAGAAACCAUCAUGGUGGCCCUUUGAGAUUUCUCCUGGUACUUUAGCCUUUGCUAUUUUAUGGCCCUUUGUUACCCAGUGGCUGGUGCAUAUAUAUCUUCAGAGAAGAAGAAGAAAACAGAACUGAGGCUUCCAUUUCUGAUUUUACUUAAAAACUGCUAGUAUGGGGAGAUUUUGAAAGAUGACAUAAUUAAUGCAAGAACUACAAGCUCUGGAAUGACUAAAACGUCCUCAUUUUUUCUUUUACAUUUUUCUUUUUCUUUUUGCACUACCUGAGAUACUAUACUUGAAUUUCUCCUAUAUUUCCAAUAGAACAAAUACAACUGUCCCACUGAGCAAUCAAAUGAACUACAAAUUAAUUAUUUUGACAUGUACCUUCCUGAUGAACAGUUUGUAUAAUAUCUUAGUUCUCAGUUCCUGCUGAGAAAAAAUUGUUCAGUCUUUAGAAGAGAGACAAAGUUCCUUGAAAGCACGUACCCCACCCCACCCCAAACCCAUAGCAUUGUAACUUUAAUAUGAUUUGUUUUAUAAUGUCAGCCAGGCUUUUGGAUAGUGUAGAAAAUACACAAUAGAUUGAGGAAACUGUACAUCCCCAAAGGCCAAAGUAGGAGGUUAUGGUUGCACUUAAUAGUAAUGAGAAGUUUAACUUCUAACUGCUGCUAUAUGUGAUAGCUUUUUAAUAAAUAAAAUUAAACAUUUGAGGCUGUGGAUUCUGCUUGCACAGAUGCCACCAAAAUUAUAUUUUUUAAAAACCACAAAACUAUGCAUAGCCAUACAUCUCAGUGUUAGAAUAAACUGAGCCUCAAAUGGCAUGAUAGAUUCAAAAUAGUUUGUUGCAGAGAAUGCUUAAUAAUGACAACUGCCCUGAAGAUAAUAAAAUCAGUGGGACUUCAGGGCAUAUGAAAUCUCUUUUUUUGUUGUUGUUGAUUUUAAUACAACUUACAAACAUCUGUAUUGAAUAAAGAGGCAGUGUGUACUUAAGUUUUACAAAAGUACUGUCUUUAUUCAAAAAAUCUAAUUAAGGAACACAUAAUAGUUAAUAGAAGGUCCUGCAUACUAAAAACUUGCUCUGUGCAGCUGUUCAAUACUUGUGUAGAAAUAGGCUUUGCAAAUGGAUGGUGGUUUUGCCAGUGGAAAAGGGUGUUACAGCGGAAUCUUAUCUGCCCAUAUCUAAAGCUAGGCAAGGACAUCCCUGCUAAUUACUCCCACCCAUUAAUUAGGAAUGGGCAACUUCUUGUAGCCAACAUUGGAGGAAGGGCAUAUCAAAAUGGAUGAGGCCACAACACUUGUGGGCAGACUGGCUUUUAUUUUUUUAAAUUGUCAUAUGCCUCGUUAAGAGCUUAUACGAUGUUUUCAACUAUUUUCAACCUCAAAAUGGAAGGAAGCUUUCAGCCAUUGUGGUCCGAGUGGGCACUUCCCACCCCUGCUAUGUACAAUGCCUACAAUGAGGAUAUAAGCAAACCAUGACAUGCCCUGGGUGCUCUAAAUUUGUAGCCAGGCGCCAUUAUCUUAUUCAGAAACUAGGUGUUUUUUUCUCAUGACUGAAUGCUCAUCAGGAUCAAAACAUCUCCUGCAGCUAGAGCUCUUUGGCCAGAUAGUUCUUUUGGAUUUUUAAAACAGUAGACCAUUCAACUACACUAGUACAGUACAGAUGCAGAUUUAGCAAGUCCGAGUGCCAGCUUCUGGGGAACAGCCUCAAGCCAUAGCUCUUCCUGCCAGGGCAUCUGCAGGGUAUGGUCAGAAAAGUCAAGAUGGCAACCACAUUGGUGCAACUGAAGUUCUGCUCACUUUUUAUAUAAAACUAGGCAGAAUUUGGGUUGCACCACUGGCCAUUCUUUUGACCGUAUCCUGCACAUACCCCUGCCUUCCUGCAACAGUUGAUGACAACUUCAACCAGUCUGCAUAAAUGUGAAUAUUCUAUGAAGCCACAGCUGGCAGAGUUUUCUGUAAUGUUUGCAUUUUGUUGAACCAAGAACAUCACUUUUUGCUAUAACAGUUAAGCAAAAUGUCAUUUUCCCUUAUUAUAAUGCUUGCCUUCAUUGUUCGGUUUUGUUUUUUUCCUAAUCGCUUUAGGGAUAUCAUUUUAGCACUUUCAUUUUACAUUUCUGCCUAUUGAUCAGAUCUACAUUUGGAUAUAACAGCUGGUAGUACCUUUCUAAAUACAAUUAGAAAGUUAGCUUUUCCAUGGAAGAGGGAAAACAAACAAUGAAGGUGAACAUUUUUUCUGGUUGAUGUUACAAAAUUCAGCUGUUUUAAAAUGCAGCUUAAAGUGAUUGCCUCUUGGUUGUUACGGUGAAAAGAAAAUGAACUGAAACUGACAUAUUUCCAGAUAUGACAUUUUACACUGUAAUUGAUCAGACUGAUGGGAGAACAUUAUUCUGCUCUGAUGUAAGGUCUCAAAGUUUGAAAAUCAACUUUAUACUUGUUAUGUAUAAAUAUUGUAAUUGCAGAAGUCAAACACUUCUGCCUUGUUAUAUAAAACAUGAUUUUAAAGUUAAUUUUAAGCUAAAUCAUUUUAAUCUAUUGUAAAAUAACAUUUCAAAUAAAGGACGAUAGAAGUAUAUUGUCUGAGGAUAUGUUA
Python bivittatus (Burmese python) is the source of this 5160-nucleotide messenger RNA. NCBI's taxonomy places the organism in Eukaryota, Metazoa, Chordata, Lepidosauria, Squamata, Pythonidae. The record is from RefSeq and is a predicted model, not a curated record.